AUGGAGAGAGCUAUGCUUCGAGGAUCCAAUGGAGAGCUAUGCGGUAGUGAAAAACGAAGAGAUCGAGAAUUGAAACGAGAUUCGGAUCUCUCUCUCCCUGGGGAAGACAGUCGCGCGACUCGAGCAGCAGAGAUUGUGGUGCCUACUGAGUACCUCGUGUGA
Molecule: messenger RNA, 162 nt
Organism: Arabidopsis thaliana (thale cress)
Lineage: Eukaryota; Viridiplantae; Streptophyta; Magnoliopsida; Brassicales; Brassicaceae
Exons: 2
Coding region: 1-162 (53 amino acids)
Source: RefSeq, marked reviewed